GGUUGGGUACGCUCCCUGCCUCUACCCGGGCUCAGUAACACAACUCCCACAACAAUUUCUGUCGCUGUUUUACGCAUUGUAUGGGGUCUCCAUCGUCUCUCUAACCAAUUUUCGGAACCGGAACUAAGGGGAUGGAAGCCGGAUUCGGUCCGGAAUAAGGGGUGGGAAUGAAUCGGCUCAAGGAUAAAUGGUUAUAAACAAUUAUUUAUAUUCAAUGCUAGCUUGCGAUUGUAACUGACUCGCCGAGAGAGGGAGAGAGAGGUGGGGGGGUAUAUCAUGGCCGCUCAGGUCGCUAGCGCCGCCACUCUUAACACCAGCCCGCCUUCCGAACUCAAAAAACCGGAUCGAGAACCCAAGGAGGAGUCGGUACCGGGGGAGAAGCAGUCGGAUAAAAAGCAGUCGGGCUUGGACAGCGGAUCGCCGGGCCGGGGAGAUCUGCAGGACGGGGCCGAGGCUGGAAAUGCAGGGGGAGGAGGGGAACCUGAGAUGAAGAACGGGAAUGGGAACCCGCCCAGGGCUAACAAUAAUAACCAGAAUGACUCUGUUGGACCGGAGGGAAAUAACCAUCCCGGUCUCGUGCAUCACCACGGCACCGCUUUUCCACCACCUUCGUACGGAUACAGUCAGCACUACGGUCGGGCCCCUUUUCAUCAACAUGGCGGACAACAAAGCCCUGGCAUGGCAGCUGCUGCGGGUCCGGUCGUGCAGUCGAACAACAUGAUGGACCCGUAUCAACCCAAUUCGCACGAGCAUGGCUUUUCCAACCACCAGUUUAACAAUUACAACCCAUUCCCGAACAGGACUCCCUACCCGGGCCAAGCAUACGCCAUGAACUCGCCGCGCAAUACUCAGGCGCCGACAGCUGGGGGGCAGCCAGCUAAGCAGCAGCCAGCAGCGGGAGGACCCACGGCGAUGGCUGGAUCAUACAGUAACCAGAGAUAUAACAUUGGGAACCCUCAGCCCACAUCUACACCGACACUGAACAAGCUCCUAACGUCCCCCAGCUCAACGCGGGGAUAUCCCAACUACCCGUCUAGCGACUACAGUAGCCAAGAAGGAGCUAGUAAGGGACCAGCAGACAUGGGCAGUAGCGGCCAGUAUGGAGGGAGCAAUCCGGGCUGGCAACAAAGGAGUCAUCACCCGUCGCCCAUGAGCCCGGGAAGUGCCGGGCAGCCGCUAGUUAGAAACCAGCCACCUGGUCCCAUGGACCCGAUGGGCAAAAUGAGAGGCCAGCUAUACGGAGCAGGCAGUCCAUAUGGUCAGCAGUCGCAACAGGGGCCUCCCACAGGUCCUCAACAGGGCCCCGGUUACCCUGGACAGGGCUAUGGCCCUCCAGGUCCCCAGCGAUACCCAGUAGGAAUGCAAGGACGUACACCCGGAGGCAUGGGUGGCAUGCCAUAUGGUCCACAGAUGGGAUCUUAUGGACAACAGGGACCAGGAAGCUAUGGCUCUCAAGGCCAGGCACCGUAUUAUGGUCAGCCAGGCCAGGGUCCUCAUCCUAGCCAGCAGCAAACCCCCUACUCGCAGCCUCCUCCAGGACAACCAGGUGGCCAAACACCGUACCCAGGGCAACCCCACCCUGCACCAACUUCAGCUGCUCAUACCCAGGGAGGACCACCGUAUCAGCAGCCUCACAUGCCCCCACAGGCGCAGGGGCCACUGCCAGGCCCAUCCCAAGGGCCUCCACAAUCUCAGCCACCUUAUUCUCAAGCCUCAGUCCCACAGUCAGGCCAAUCUCCCUAUGCCCAGCAGUCAGGCCCUCCUAGUCAGGCCUCGCAGCAGCCAAGUUCUCAGCCACCUCCUGGAUCACAGGGCCAGGCCAACUACCCAGGAUCCACACAGGGGCCUCAGCAGCCUCCCUCUCAGCAGCAGCAGGCACAGUCUCAGCCUCCUCAGCAGCCACCGGGACACAGCCAACACCCACAGGGCCCACCUGCAGCGUACCCACCGAACCCGCAGCAGCAAGCACAACAGUCCCCUUAUCAGCGAUUUCCUCCUCCACAACAGCAGGAGGUAUCCCAGGACUCGUUUCAGUCCAACGCCCCUCCAUCCACUCAGCCUAAAUCUGGCCCAGAGGAUGGCCAAGGCCGCCCAUCUAGCCUCCCGGACCUGUCAGGCUCCAUUGACGACCUGCCCACUGGAACAGAGGGCGCCCUUAGUCCCGGCGUGAGCACGUCGGGAGUGUCGAGCAGUCAGGGCGAGCAAAGUAACCCGGCACAGUCGCCCUUCUCUCCUCACACGUCCCCCCACCUGUCAGGCAUCCGAGGGCCUUCACCUUCCCCAGCUGGUUCCCCCGCCAGUGCCAGCACACCCCGCACAGGACCGCUGUCACCCGCCAACAUGCCAGGGACCCAGAUGCCUCCCAGGCCAUCAAGUGUACAGUCAGAUGGGAGCCUACACCCAACAAUGAACCAGUCUCCUAUGACCCAGGACAGAGGUUUUAUGCAGAGAAACCCACAGAUGCCCCCAUACGGCUCUCCUCAGUCAGCCUCUGCACUCUCACCACGCCAGUCUUCAGGGGGACAGAUGCAUCCUGCGAUGGCUCCUUAUCAGCAGAACAACUCUAUGGGUGGCUUUGGGCAGCAUGCGGGACAAUAUGGCCCCCAAGGUUAUCCUCGCCAACCUGGCUAUAGCAACAUGCCCAAUGCUAAUUACCCUGGGCCUGGCAUGGGCCCAAUGAACCCUAUGGCAGGACAAGGUGGAGGGCCACCAUAUGCUGGCAUACCUCCAGGGAGGAUGCCUCCGAAUCAAAUGGGGGCACGUCCCUAUGGCCCCAAUAUGGGUCCAAAUAUGGGGCCCAACAUGGGUCCAAACAUGCCUCCAAACAUGGGGAACAUGCCACCCCAGGUAGGCUCAGGAAUGUGUCCACCUCCAGGCAUGAACAGAAAGCCCCAGGACCCUGCAGCCAUGCAGCACCCUGCCACCAACUCCAUGCACAAUAGGAUGCCUGGUUACCCCAACAUGUCUCCUGGCAUGAUGGGAUCUGGACCACCUUAUGGUCCUCCCAUGAACAACAUGCCUGGAAUGAUGAACACUCAAGGUGGAUCACCUUAUCCUAUGGGGCCAAACAUGGCCAAUAACUCAAGUGGUAUGGCCCCCAGUCCUGAGAUGAACAACAAGAUGAAUAAUAAAGUAGAUGGGAGUGUUACACCCAAACCAGAAACUAAAUCCAAGAAGUCCAAUUCUUCCACCACAACCAAUGAAUCGAUAACACGACUCUACGAGUUAGGACCUGAGCCAGACAGGAAGAUGUGGGUCGACCGUUACCUGGCUUUCAUUGAAGAGAAAGCCAUGAGCAUGACCAACUUGCCUGCUGUAGGACGCAAACCCCUUGACCUUUUCCGACUCUACGUGUCAGUUAAAGACAUCGGAGGAAUGACACAGGUGAAUAAAAGUAAGAAGUGGCGUGACCUAGCUACUUCCCUGAAUGUGGGUACAUCCAGCAGUGCUGCCAGUUCUUUGAAGAAACAGUACAUUCAGUGUUUGUAUGCAUUCGAGUGCAAAAUUGAACGUGGAGAGGACCCUCCUCCUGAGAUUUUUACGGACAACAAAAAGAACCAAGCUGCUAAGGUCCAGCCACCAUCUCCAGCGUCCCUCUGCUCCACAGCUGGGUCAGGUUCUCUGCAGGGUCCUCAGACACCCCAGUCCACCAGCAGCUCAAUGGCAGAGGGGGGAGACUUAAAACCUCCCACCCCAGCCUCCACUCCUCAUUCCCAGAUGCCCCCCAUGCCGCCUGUGUCCAGGAGUAGUGUUAACCUGCAGGACCCCUUCUCUGAAGGAAAUGACCCUGCUUUCCCAAGGAAGAACAUGACACCCAACUCUGCCUAUCAAUCUGGCAUGAACACACCAGACAUGCAGGGGCGCAUGGGUUCCUAUGAACCUAACAAGGACCCAUUUAGUAACAUGCGGAAAGUUGGGGAGCAGUUUUUACCUGCUAAUCAAGGCCCUAACAGUGGGGUGGGUGACCAGCCACAGCAGCCACCGCCGCAACAGCAGCAGCCUACAUUCAACAGAGGACCACAUGGGGCAAUGGGCACGAUGCCAAUGGGGCCCAGACAGCAGUAUUCCUAUGGACCAGGCUAUGACAGGAGAUCAGAACCAGGAAUGGGUCCAGAAGGCAACAUGGGAACCGGUGCUCCUCAGCCAAACCCUAUGAUGCCUGCCAAUGCCGAAGCAGGGAUGUAUUCACCAAAUCGCUUCCCUCCACAGCAACCACGGCAUGAUUCCUAUGGUAAUCAGUAUCCUGGACAGGGAACGCCCCCUACUGGCUCCUACCCAAAUCAGCAGCCUGGAAUGUAUCCACAACAACAGAGUUACAAGCGUCAUGGAGAAGGUGUUUACCCUCCAUCUAAACGUCAUGAGGCUGAGUACAGUGGGCCUUUCCCCGGUGGACAACAACAACCACCACCACAGCCGCAGCAACAGCAAGGAGGCACCACUGCACCCUCUUCAGGACAGCAGGAGUCAUACAAUCAAUACAGUGGUAGUGGGCCCUACACUGGCCCUGAUCGCCGCCCACCUGGCCCAGGCAAUCAAUUCCCCUACCCCUUUGGUCGUGAACGGAUGCAGGGAGCGACUGGGCCCAACGCUCAACCUAACAUGCCCCCUCAGAUGAUGCAGUCAGGCCCCGAGGGUCCUCAGGGAGGCAUGUGGCAAGGACCACGAGACAUGAACUAUCAAAACUACCCCAGCCGUCAAGGUGGCCCUGGGGGCCCGCCCCCGGGACCUGGUUACCCUGGUAUGAACCGUUCAGAGGAGAUGAUGUCAUCAGAACAGCGUAUGAAUCAUGAUGGUCAGUGGGGUGGUCAAAUGGGUCCACGGCAGCCCCCUUAUGGUCCUGCAGGGCCUGGCCAACCUAUGCCUCGUUCAGUACAGUCCAACUAUCAGCCCCCUCAGGGUGUGCAGAACCACAUUCCACAGGUGUCCAGUCCGGCCUCCAUGCCCCGCCCUAUGGAGAGCAGGACAUCACCCAGUAAAUCUCCGUACAUUCACGGAGUAAUGAAGAUGCAGAAGGCUGGACCUCCAGUGCCUGCAUCUCACAUAGUGCCCCCUCCAGUACAGUCUCCUCUAAUAAGGCGAGACAUGCCUUUUCCCCCAGGCUCUAUAGAAGCUAGCCAUCCUGUUCUGAAACCACGUCGGAGACUCACUAUGAAAGAUAUUGGGACACCAGAGGCCUGGAGAGUCAUGAUGUCAUUAAAGUCUGGUUUACUGGCUGAGAGUACAUGGGCCUUAGAUACUAUCAACAUUCUCCUGUACGAUGACAGCAGUAUUUCAACCUUUGAUCUCAACACGUUGCCUGGUUUCCUUGAGUUGGUGGUUGAGUAUUUCAGACGUUGCCUCAUUGAGAUCUUUGGCAUUCUCCGAGAGUAUGAGGUUGGAGACCCUGGCCAGAGGACGCUACUUGAUCCUAAUGCCUUGAAACAAGACUGGGACUGCCCUGAAGAAGAGGACCCACAGGCUGAGGACAUGGAUCAAGAGGAAGGUGAUGAUGAUGAUGAAGAGGAGGAGGAACAAGAAACAGAUGGGCCAGCUCAUGUGAAAGAGGAGAAAGAGCAAGAGCAGUGCAGCAAAUCUCGCGGCCGAGAUGAGGUGACAGAAGAUGAGGAGAGGAAAAGCAAAGGCUCUUCAUCUGAACAGGCAGGCUCAUUGCAAUCCUUACCUGCGCAUGAGAGACCUAAACAAGCCAGCAAAUUUGACAAGUUUCCCCUGAAGGUGGUACGAAAGAAAGAUCCAUUUGUAGCUGGCCAGUCUAAUAAUCAUGGCAAACUGCAGGAGUUUGACAGUGGGUUAAUUCACUGGAGUGCUGGAGGGGGAGACUCAACAGAACACAUCCAGACCCACUUUGAACCCCGCAAAGACUUCUUGGGACAUCGAGAGCGAUUCCCUGUGCCCUCAAUUUUGCUAAAGAGACGAGUCCCUGAAGAAGAGAUACAGGAAAUUUGCUUGCCAAUGGAGGAGGAGAAAAUGAAGCAAGAUGAUGAAGAAAUGCCACAAGAGUCUUCUUCCUCUGAGAAAGUAGCUGUCUCUGAGAAGGCCACUCCUUCACCAAGCAAUGAGGAGGAGAAGAAAACACCUUCUGAAAUUAAAACAGUUGAGAAUGGUGCUCUCCAGGAGAAUAAUAGACAAAUUCUUUCCACCGGCAGCGUUUUAUUCCAGCGGGCACGGCAGACUGGCACCAUCCUGGAGGAUGAGCCUCACAGUAAAGACGAGGGGCCGCUCGUUACUCUGGCUAACUGGCAGGAUGCCUUGGCCCGUCGUUGCAUUUGUGUCUCCAAUAUUGUCCGCAGUCUGUCCUUUGUACCAGGCAAUGACCACGAGAUGUCCAAACAUCCUGGGCUGUUGCUGCUACUGGGCCGUCUGAUCCUGCUCCACCACAGGCACCCUGAACGCAAACAGGCCCCGCUCACCUAUGAGAAAGAUGAGGAUACAGAAGAAGGAAUGGGCCAAAGGGAUGAAUGGUGGUGGGACUGCUUGGAGCUCCUGAGGGAGAACACGCUGGUCACAUUGGCGAACAUAUCAGGCCAACUUGACCUCUCCAUCUACCCAGAGAGCAUCUGCCUGCCCUUGUUGGAUGGUCUUCUCCACUGGGCUGUCUGCCCCUCCGCAGAGGCCCAGGAUCCCUUUCCCACCCUGGGCCCCCAUAGUGCUUUGUCACCUCAGAGACUGGUCCUGGAGACGUUAAGUAAAUUAAGCAUUCAAGACAACAACGUGGACCUCAUCUUGGCCACUCCACCAUUCAGUCGGCUAGAGAAGCUAUAUGGAAACCUGGUGCGGCUAAUUGGUGACAGGAAAAUUGCAGUCUGCAGGGAGAUGGCUGUUGUCCUACUGGCAAACCUGGCCCAGGGUGACACUAUGGCAGCCCGAGCCAUCGCUGUUCAGAAGGGCAGUGUGGGCAACUUGUUGGGCUUUCUGGAGGAUAGUCUGGCUGCCACACAGCUUCAGCAGAGCCAGAGCUCUCUACUACACCUGCAGGGGAUGCACUUCGAACCCACAAGCCCGGACAUGAUGCGGCGAGCUGCCCGGGCUCUGCACGCCUUAGCCAAGGUGGAGGAGAACCACUCAGAGUUCACACUACAUGAGUCCCGACUCCUCGACCUUUCGGUGUCUCCCCUAAUGAACUCGCUGGUUUCUCAUGUUAUCUGUGAUGUACUCUUUUUGAUAGGCCAGUCAUGACAGCUGUAGGGAGCCGUGGCUCCACUUUCUGGGGGUUUAAUCCCCAAUCCCCUCUUCCCUGGUAACCUGGCUUGUGUGUGUAACAGGGCAAGGAAAGUUCAAGUGACUGUCUUUUUAAUUUAUGAAAAUCCUUCAGAUUCCAUUCUCUGAGCCCUCCCCAGGCCGUCCUUCCUCGAGGAGGAUAAUCACAGAGCUGUGGUGGAUUACAAACCAGAGAGAUGCCCACAAAGUGACACUACUUGCAAAAUGAAUGCCAACUGGAUGAUACAAAGCAGAGCACCGUGGUUGGGAGACUGUUCUGCACUUGGGGGAAAAGUACUUUUUAAUAAAGAUAAAUAAAUGAAUAAAUAGCUGAAAAACAAAAACUGUAACCAAAGUUGCUGUCUCGUUUACAGUGAGUUUGGGAGACACAGUGUGCCCUAGCUCUCCCUCAAGGGCACAGUGAGUCUGUAACUGGUUGAUGUUCAGAGGUGAAGCAGACUGACAAGUGGCCUACUGGUUAUUGUUGCUGUAGUUGGAUUCUCACCAGUCAGCCUGGCAGCAGACAAAGUGCUGUCAAUAGACACCUUCACCAGGGAGGCCUGUGCAGUGUGCAGUAGAUUGUAGGACAUUUUCUGUACCAUACUGCUCUUGAGUGUAAGCAUUCUGUAACACGUUUCACACAGAAAGCUGAUGAUGCAGCUCUUCUAGAGUUUGAGGUCAUUUUAGUUUGGUGUUAAACAGAAAAUGGCUUUCUUCCCCAAAGUAUCAAGAACCUACAACACCCUUACCUCCUCUUAUCCCUUGAUUGUAUGAAUACCCUUAUGAAAAGAAAUCACCUCUUAGGACUGGUUUUCAACUUCAAAUACAGCUUUGCUGUGGUGUAUAUAUAAUGUUGUACAUUACACUUCCUUUCUCUGUGUCUGUCUCUGUCUGUGUCACUAUUCUCACUCUUCUUAUUGGUGAGGAAUGGAGGCUGACUUGUGAGUUUGGUCCGUUACCUCCACUCCCUGCUGAUUAGACCCACUCCUCUGGUCUCUCCACAGCUCCACAGUACGGCAGACACGGCUCAGACCUGUUAUCUCCUGGUACAACAAAAAUAAACUAGAUGAAGUACACAUUGACAACUUUUCUCUGAACAUGGAUUCUGCAUAUUUGUAUUUCAGACUAUGUAGCUAAGACAACAUGUAAAUUCCUCCCUUUCCCUUUUUUGGCUCAAUGAAUAUCAUUUAUUCAGUAUGAAAUCUUUAUACUAUAUGUUCCACGUGGUAAGAAUAAAUGUACAUUAAAUCUU
This is a messenger RNA of Solea senegalensis (Senegalese sole), 8446 nucleotides long. It is a transcript of the gene arid1aa, whose product is annotated as AT rich interactive domain 1Aa (SWI-like). Gene Ontology annotation, biological process: chromatin remodeling; regulation of transcription by RNA polymerase II; positive regulation of DNA-templated transcription. Gene Ontology annotation, cellular component: nBAF complex; SWI/SNF complex; brahma complex. Gene Ontology annotation, molecular function: nucleosome binding; DNA binding. The coding region runs from base 277 to 7173 and encodes 2298 amino acids. Lineage: Eukaryota; Metazoa; Chordata; Actinopteri; Pleuronectiformes; Soleidae. The record is from RefSeq and is a predicted model, not a curated record. The transcript is spliced from 20 exons.